This is a messenger RNA of Pyrus x bretschneideri (Chinese white pear), 1396 nucleotides long. RefSeq lists its product as uncharacterized. The transcript has a single exon. Gene Ontology annotation, molecular function: protein binding. The record is from RefSeq and is a predicted model, not a curated record. The coding region runs from base 53 to 1141 and encodes 362 amino acids. NCBI's taxonomy places the organism in Eukaryota, Viridiplantae, Streptophyta, Magnoliopsida, Rosales, Rosaceae.
AUCUCUCGUGGUCGUGCUCUUCUAGUGUCCUUGAAAUAUAUUGAGAUCGACAAUGAUGUGUUACUACCAAAGAAGAAAAAGGCCGACACAGGUAUCGUCAGAGCUUCCUUUUGAAAUUAUCAGUGAGAUUUUGAGUUGGCUUCCUGUGUUGUCUUUGUUGAGAUUCAAGUGCGUGUGCAAGCAAUGGUUUUUGUUGCUUCAAGACUACAAGUUCAUUGCAAAGCAUAGCGAUCGGACCCGUUGCAUCCUCUCACCUUAUUAUCAUUGCGAAUGGGAAAACAAAUCGAUUGUCACUGUUAGUGAUAAAAAGUUUGAGCUCAAAGGUUACUGUUCUGGCUUGUCCUUGGAGAAGAGCACAACAUCUCAAGUUUGCCGCAUUAGAAAUCCUGCGACCUGCAAAGUGCUCUACUUGCCUGAUGCACACGACGAGGGUUCCAAAGAAUUAAUGGACCUCGGUUUGAAUUCACUCACUGGUGAGUGUAAAGUGUUCCGUGUCUACUUAGAUACGGCACAGGAACAGGUAGGUAUUGAAGUGAUAACAAUCGGAAAGGAUGAAAUGUGGAGACCUUUGCACAAACAAAACAAGAAUUGGCUGGGACGAGGCAAACCGGUGCUGAAACAAUCUCGUUGUGGGGCAGAUAAGGUUGAAUGGGCUCUUCACUUACCCGAAAUUAUAACCGAGGGACGUAAGUUGUGCUUACAAAUUCAUUCUCUUGAUCUGUGGAGUGAACGUCUCACCACUACUACCCUGCCUCAAGGAGCUUUCGUAGAUUUGGAGAAUCUCUGGCCUUUUCUUUGGGAUAAUCGUCCUGCCAUUGCUGAUAUAGUAGGGGGGGACCUUCACAUCUUGGUGUUAGUAGACUUCAAAGAGCACAAAUGGAGUCAAAACAAGAUCAUCUUUCCCUUGAAAAAUUUAGAGGUCGACGACACAAUUUUGACGGAUAAACUUGUACUUAUACAAGGUCGUUCAAAUCAACUCGUGUUUCUAAACGGAGAACAACUUAUUUCAUAUGACAUUGAGAAAAAGACUGUUAAGGUUUUUGCCAAUUUAGAAUCCUUGAAGGAACGAAUACCUCGACUUAAGUCAACCCUCAUGACUCUCAAGGAAAUGACACCAGAAAUUAAAGGAGCACAAGGCUAGAGCAAUGAUGUGUACUUUCACUCCACAUGGAUUCCUUGUUUGCAAAAUCUCGUCUUUCUGUUCAUCUUUUUAGAUUGUUUGUGUUACAGUUUAUGCUGCUCUCCAAAGGGAAGUUUGAACUUUUUAGCCACACCUGUUGUAACAUAGCACUUGUGCCAAGAUUCCAUUACAUGUUUUGCUGAGUUUUGUCAUGUCAUGUGGAAACAUAGCUAGAAACCCUUAAAUGUUCCCUUGGACUUCUUAAACGUCGACGCA